AUGAAUUUUGAAGAUCUUAAGCAUUUGGACGAACUGAGAAAGGCGCUACAUAUCAACAAUUGCUUGGAUCAACAAGAAGCAAAAAAAGCACUCGAAAAGAAACAGGAGAAAUGGCAGAACACAAUAGAUUGUCCAAUUUGUGGUGAACCUUUGGGCCCUGGUCCAUUCCGUGCAACACAUGCGAAACGUUGCGGCCAGAAGCAUAGUGUUAAUGCCAGCAGUCUUCUGCAGCUAAUGGAUACGCAAACAAAAGUUGCUGAAGUGAAAAAAAGGAAUGGCACCGCACACACAAAAUUAAUGGAGCCAAAAUUGGAAACGAAAAAACGUCCCGGUCGAAUAAGAGAAGAGCCGCGAACAUUGUUUGAUGAGCAGAUAAAUUUAGCGAAAGCACUCUCAGAAAGCAUGAACUCCCAAGAGAGCGAAAUAUACAUUGAAACGCAAAAACCGCCGAAAUUUCGCCCGCAGAAGCAACGCCAUCGGUCGUUCUCAUUUAUCGAACUUGAACCACGUUCAUGUAGAUGUGCUGUAAUUGAAAGAGUUCAGGUUGGAAAAUUCUUAUAUUAA
Gongylonema pulchrum is the source of this 564-nucleotide messenger RNA. The record is from the annotation of a GenBank genome assembly. NCBI's taxonomy places the organism in Eukaryota, Metazoa, Nematoda, Chromadorea, Rhabditida, Gongylonematidae.